Alternaria burnsii is the source of this 789-nucleotide messenger RNA. RefSeq lists its product as uncharacterized. The transcript has 2 exons. The coding region runs from base 1 to 789 and encodes 262 amino acids. Gene Ontology annotation, molecular function: ubiquitin protein ligase activity. Gene Ontology annotation, biological process: ubiquitin-dependent protein catabolic process. NCBI's taxonomy places the organism in Eukaryota, Fungi, Ascomycota, Dothideomycetes, Pleosporales, Pleosporaceae. The record is from RefSeq and is a predicted model, not a curated record.
AUGAGACCUUACCCGAGACCCUUGGGGCUUGCUCGAAUCCAGAGCUCACCCCACCCCAAUGGGAUAGCAAACAUGCAACGAUCCCCAGGUCACUCUAAUUCGGCCUCCAUAAUGGUAACCAAGAACAAAUUCAUUGAAAAACUGCAGCCGACCAAAUGCAGCAUCUGUCUCGAGGAUUACAACAGCGAUCAUGUGCCGGUCGAGCUUCCAUGCAGCCACAUAUUCGGCGGCCACUGCAUCGUUGAACAGACGGAAAGUAGGAUGCCAAACAACAACCGGUGCCCGCUCUGCCGACACGAGCUGUUUGAACAAGAGGACUUCCAUUCAUUCGACAACACCUUCUACAGCAGUGACGAAGCGCUGGUUGAAUUCAAUGAUUACGGCGACUCAACAGAUGAGGACGCGAGAGAACUUGAGGAGCAACAAAAUCGACAGAUGCUUGCUGCGCCUCUGAAUACUCAGCUGGCACAUCGUACACAACUCACGAGCAGUAUUUCUCUGGCUGGAAUCACUAGCGCGCCAAGAACGCAGCGUAAUAGUCGUUAUCAGGAGUUUAGGGUGCAUGCUGACCGAAUACGCGAAUUGAGGAGGGCGCCCAGUCCAAAAUCACUCAGAUGCACAAAAAUAUACACCGAGGUCGAAGAAGAAUCAGAUUCGGGAUCUGAUGAGUAUGAGUACGAAUCAGAAGAAAUCGACUCUGCAGAUGAACGUGAGGAGAGGCGCGCCUACAAACUCCUACCAGGCGAAUACGACACAACCCUACCUGACCAGUCUUCUGCAUCACACUAA